Hyaloperonospora brassicae is the source of this 1095-nucleotide messenger RNA. The record is from the annotation of a GenBank genome assembly. NCBI's taxonomy places the organism in Eukaryota, Oomycota, Peronosporomycetes, Peronosporales, Peronosporaceae.
AUGGCGCGUCUGUUGCAACCCGAUGCCAAAGGGUUCGCCAUUGCCGCCGAGCAAUUGCGUCUGGGGAACUUAGUGGCGUUCCCGACCGAAACAGUGUACGGGUUGGGUGCCAAUGCUCUGGAUCCACGUGCUGUGCUCUCCAUCUUUGCUGCCAAAGCUCGACCGCUCACGGACCCAUUGAUUGUCCACGUACCGGCGCUCGAAGACGCAGUGCAGCUCGUAGAGUUGACACCCGAAGGCCGUCAAGUGUUCGACUGCCUCGGCAAAGCUUUCUGGCCUGGACCGUUGACACUCAUUGCCCAGGCGAUGUCCAGUCUACCACGGACAUUGUCGGCCAACACGGGCUUUGUCGGUCUUCGCUGUCCUCGCCACCCGAUCGCUCAAGCUCUGUUGAAAGCAGCCAAUGUCCCAGUCGCAGCGCCCAGUGCGAAUCGAUUCGGCCACGUAAGUCCGACCACGGCCCAGCACGUACUGGACGACUUGGGCUCGUGUGAACACUUGAGUAUCUUGGAAGCUACCGAGGACGGGUGCUGUCAAGUCGGGAUUGAGUCCACGGUGGUGAAAAUCGUGCCCGAAGAGCGCAAACUCGUCAUCUUCCGACGUGGAGGGGUGUCCGAGAGUAUGCUGACCCAAGUGCUCAAGACCAACGCUCAGUUGCUUGGCGGACAGUACCAAGUCGUGACGAUCCAACAGGAAGCAGCAAUGGCGACAAAAGAGGCGCAGCAAGCGCCAGGGCAAAUGAUCACGCACUAUGCGCCAGACGUGGACACGUAUUUGUAUCAGGCCGACGCAGCGGAGACAAUGGACGCGUCGAGUGCACAGGAUGUCAGUUGCUGGGUCGUGGUUGACUUCCAUGGCAAGCUGGUCAGCUUAAGAGAACGCGUGAGAGCCUACCUCGAUCUUUCGCCUGCGGGCGAUGUCACUGAGGCUUCGCAACGCAUUUUCGACUCGCUGCGCUGGUCGGAAAACGUCGACGGCGUCGAGCGCGUCGUGAUCACAGGAGUGGCUUCCGAGUCUCAUCAACAGGCUGCUGCACUGCACGAUCGUAUGUAUCGGGCGGCGUCAGGCAAACAGCGUGCUCUCCAGCUAGACUGA